Messenger RNA from Colletotrichum chrysophilum, 471 nucleotides. RefSeq lists its product as uncharacterized. The coding region runs from base 1 to 471 and encodes 156 amino acids. The record is from RefSeq and is a predicted model, not a curated record. The transcript is spliced from 2 exons. NCBI's taxonomy places the organism in Eukaryota, Fungi, Ascomycota, Sordariomycetes, Glomerellales, Glomerellaceae. Gene Ontology annotation, molecular function: oxidoreductase activity.
AUGACUAUCGAGGAGGCUCAAAGCAUUAUGAAUCAGUUGCAGGAGCUCGAGUUCCCCCGGUCCAUGGCAAAGGCUCGCCAGAUCUCCCUCCUGAAGGUCGUCGACAAGGACGAAUGGCGCAAGUUGACGGACGCCGAGAAGUGUGCCGCUGGAGUCUUUCACAAAAUUUUGGGUGACGACAUGAGAAUUCCAUACGAUGUGCUGCCCUCGCAUAUCGAAGGUUGGAGGGACGGCUUGCAUUUUGCCAACGAAUUGACCGAAUGGGUCGUUCAGUACGAAAAUGAAGUAGCCCGGCCCUCGGAAGCCUCUAACCACUACGUGAGCGUCUACGUCGAUGCAGCCGUGUCUGCUCUGCCCGACUUCGUACGAAUCACUUUGCGAAAGACAUUGGCUGCUGACAUGAACGAUAUCAUGGUGCAAAGUCUCAAGUAUGUUGAAGGAUUCAACGGCUUCUGGUUUGAAAAUAACUAA